ACGCCGAAAGGGACAUCGAGGGAUACGUGGACCUCUUUGAUUCCAGCCUUCGAGAGAAGACGUUUCCCUUCUGGCUCGACAACGCCGUCGACACGGAGAACGGGGGGUACAUCAUCCUGCCGUCCUUCCCAGAUCUAGAGGGAGAGAAGGUGGUGCCCGACCCCCUUGUGAAGACGAUCGUGUACCACAUGCGCAUGAUGUACGGAUUCUCCCUCGCCCACGCCAGCGGCUACUCAACUCCGGAGCGGGACUACCUGCAGGCGGCCAAGCACGGAUACGACUUCAUCGUGGAGAACUUUCUGGAUCCCGAGUUUGGAGGGUACUACUGGGCGGUGGACCUCUCGGAGGACGGAAACAGCACGGACACGCGCAAGUUCAUGCACGCUCAGGCGUUCAUCAUAUUCAGCUUCUUGGAGUACUACAGGGCGUCCGGAGCGAACGACCCCUGUGGACGGGGCAGGGAAGCGGUUUCGGUCAGUCCGGCGAUGCCGGUUUGGGACUUCGAGGAGGACUGGACGCCCAUCGGUGAGCCCCAAGCCAUGGGCCCGUUGGGGACCUUCGGCCUGAAGACGAGCAGCCCCCAGCUGCACCUCUUCGAGGCCUUCACGGAGCUCCUGGUGGAGACCGGAGACGACGACGUCAGGGGCGCUUUGCAGGAAGUGAUCGACACAAACCUUCAGUACUUCCACCCCGAGAACCCCGGCGAGUCGACUUCGUCGUGGACGUGGAACUGGACGCUGGUCGACGAGAGCCCGAACGAAUCCUACGGCACUCUGGCAGAGAUUGCCUAUCUUUUCAUUCGGGCUCAGAAGGCCCUUGGGGAGGAACCCGACCUGGACAUGUACGACGCUUACCUGUCUUACGCGAUUGAGAGCGGCUACGACCAGGAGUCGGAGGUCGGCGGCCUCUUUGACCGCGGGGACAAGACGUGGUGGGCCAACGCGGAGUUCCUGUCCUCCCUGGCGGAAUAUUUUGAGACCGCGGGGGAUGAUUUGUACGAGGACGUGCUGCUGAGCCACCUGAGGUUCAUAGAGUGCUACGCGAUGGACGCUGAGGACGGCAUUUGGGCGUGGUCUUUGAAUGGGGACGGGUCUGUGAAGCAGCUGGACAAGGUGAACAUGUGGAAGGCUGCAUACCAUGACGUCCGCGCGCUCCUUAAGUUCAUCGCCGCCUACUCAAAGUAG
Molecule: messenger RNA, 1184 nt
Organism: Ostreobium quekettii
Lineage: Eukaryota; Viridiplantae; Chlorophyta; Ulvophyceae; Bryopsidales; Ostreobiaceae
Source: the annotation of a GenBank genome assembly